AUGACCAAGUCGAACGAGCCCACCGUCUCCCUCGAGCUGGGUAACGGCAAGACCGUCAACCUCCACCAUGGAAUGUUCAUCAACAACGAGUUCGUCCCUUCCAAGGCGGGCAAGAAGCUCGAGGUAUACAACCCCGCCAAGGGCAAGGUCAUCGGCGAGAUCUACCAGGGUGACGCCGACGAUGUCGAUGCCGCCGUCAAGGCUGCCCGUACCGCUUACGAGGCCAACAACCGCGCCUGGGGCUUCGGAUUCGCUGGUCAGCGCGCCAAGCUCCUGAACAAGCUCGCCGACCUCGUUGAGGCCAACCUCGACGAGCUCGCCGCUCUCGAGGCAACCGACACCGGCAAGCUCUUCUCGGACGCCAAGACCAAGGACAUUCCCGGCGUCAUCACCACCCUCCGUUACUACGCUGGAUGGGCGGACAAGAUUAUGGGCCACACCUACAACUCGGUCCCCGGCGCCCACGCCUACACCAAGCUUGAGCCCGUCGGUGUUUGCGGCCAGAUCAUCCCCUGGAACUUCCCUGCACCCCUCUCUCCGCUCUCCGCAUCGCCGAGCUGGUUCGUGAGGCUGGCUUCCCUCCUGGAGUCUUCAACCUCAUCACCCGGUCUCGGCCACACCGCCGGCCAGGCCAUUGCCGACCACAUGGACGUCGACAAGGUCGCGUUCACCGGCUCUGGUGCCGUCGGCCGCAAGAUCCUCAAGGCUGCCGCUGACAGCAACCUGAAGCGUGUCACCCUCGAGCUCGGCGGCAAGUCGCCCAACAUCAUCUUCGACGACGCCAAUGUCAAGGAGGCGGCUGAGUGGGCGCUGUUCGGUAUUGAGAUGAACGUCGGUCAGGUCUGUGUUGCCGGCUCUCGUAUUCUCGUCCAGGAGGGCAUCGCCGACGAGUUCACCCGCGAGUUCGUCAACCUCAUGAAGGGCAUCAAGGUCGGUGACCCCUUCGACCCGUCGACCACCCAGGGUCCCCUGCAGUCGGAGGGCCACUUUGGCAAGGUCAAGGACUGGAUCAAGCGUGCUGUCGAGGAGGGCGCCGAGCUCGCCACCGGCGGUGACGAGAUCAAGGACCUCGGUGACGGCUACUACCUCCGCCCCACCGUCUUCACCAACGUCAAGCCCGGCAACUCUGUGCUCGCCAACGAGGUCUUCGGUCCCGUCGUCUCGAUCCAGACCUUCAAGGACGAGGAGGAGGCCAUCAAGAUCGCCAACGACACGACCUACGGUCUUGCCUCGGCUGUCUUCUCGCACAACAACGAGCGCCUCAUGCGCAUGAACACGGCCAUUCGUGCUGGCACCGUCUGGAACAACCUCUACAACUACACCUCGCCCACCGUCCCCUUCGGAGGAUUCAAGCAGAGCGGCAUCGGGCGUGAAAACGGAGAAGCCGUCCUUCUCAACUACCUCGAGACCAAGGCGAUCAUUGCCAACACUGGUGUCAUCCGCUCGCCGAUGGCCGUCGCCGCCGGCCGCUAA
This is a messenger RNA of Trichosporon asahii var. asahii CBS 2479, 1473 nucleotides long. RefSeq lists its product as uncharacterized. The record is from RefSeq and is a predicted model, not a curated record. The transcript is spliced from 3 exons. Bases 1 to 1473 code for a protein of 490 amino acids. Gene Ontology annotation, molecular function: aldehyde dehydrogenase (NAD+) activity. Lineage: Eukaryota; Fungi; Basidiomycota; Tremellomycetes; Trichosporonales; Trichosporonaceae.